Aspergillus caelatus is the source of this 909-nucleotide messenger RNA. RefSeq names its product dihydrodipicolinate synthase family protein. NCBI's taxonomy places the organism in Eukaryota, Fungi, Ascomycota, Eurotiomycetes, Eurotiales, Aspergillaceae. Bases 1 to 909 code for a protein of 302 amino acids. The transcript has 4 exons. The record is from RefSeq and is a predicted model, not a curated record. Gene Ontology annotation, molecular function: 4-hydroxy-tetrahydrodipicolinate synthase activity.
AUGUAUAAGACUCCUUAUCUGGCCUCCGUCCCACCAUAUGGCGUCUACCCGCCACUCAUCACCUUCUUCCAUGAAUAUGAGUCUAUUGAUUAUGAAAGCACCUUAAAAUUAGUUCACCCACUGGUGUCAGCUGGCGUCACCGGUCCGGUGCUGCAAGGCAGUAACGCAGAAGCCCCUCACCUACUACACGAAGAAAGACAAAAACUUGUUUCAAGAAUUCGACAGCAUGUCACUGACAUCGGCCACCCACAACUACCCUUAAUCGUUGGCUACGGGGCGCCCCAGCGCGCAGAGACUUUGGUACACAUUUCUGAAGCAAACGCUGCCGAAGCUGACUAUUCCAUGGUGCUAACCCCGGAAUAUUGGAGAUCAGCUAUAAGCCCUUCAGUGCUAGAAACUUUCUUUGGCACGAUCGCUGAUGCCUCUCCGUUCCCUAUCCUCAUCUACAACUACCCAGACGUCGUUGGGGGUAUUGAUAUCACUUCGGACACGGUUAUCCGCCUAACGAAAGCGCAUUCGAACACUGUCGACAUAAAGUUGACCUGUGGCGACGGCUCUUUCGCCACAUUUGGAGGAAAGGCGGAUUUCCUUCAUCCCGGUCUGGUUGCCGGCUCACACGGUACUAUCGCAGGACUAGCUUACAGUGUACCCGCUUUACAUCGUGAGGUAAUUCGCCAGUACCGGGACGGGAACCUUAAAGAAGCACAAGAGCUCCAGGUCAAGCUCAGUCAUGCUGAUGGUACGCUGAUGAAGAUGGGACCGACUGGCGUCAAGGUGAGUGUACAUUAUUUUGGCUAUGGGUCAGGCCAGGGUCGGAGUUCUUUAGGAACCUCUACUAUUUCGUCAUUCCCGGAGGAUGUCCGACAGAAUGUUGAAGAAGUUAUGAGCCUUGGAAAGGCAUAUCUCUAA